Mercenaria mercenaria is the source of this 998-nucleotide messenger RNA. RefSeq lists its product as uncharacterized. The transcript is spliced from 5 exons. Bases 4 to 405 code for a protein of 133 amino acids. NCBI's taxonomy places the organism in Eukaryota, Metazoa, Mollusca, Bivalvia, Venerida, Veneridae. The record is from RefSeq and is a predicted model, not a curated record.
GAAAUGAAACACAAUGACUCGAGAUAUUCGGAUGCUCUUUGUUUUGAAUGUUGCCAUGGUGAUUACUGUAACAACAAAGGAUGUAGGGAAAGUGGGAUUCCAGACAGAGACAGACGAGGACCUAUCUGUUUUGACUGUCAACAUGUUUCAUCUCCUGAGGAGUGCGUAAAGAUUUCUCCCUGCGAUUCCAAUCAGGUGUGCCGUAUAGAAGAAUACAAAUGGUUCGAUCAUUCACACUUCAAACUUGGAUGUGGACACGGACUGUGUGAUCCUGUCAGUAGAAUGGGUAGUCACGUGUUCAAAAGAUCGACUCCUGUGUGUCAGUCGUGCUGCACCGAAGACUACUGUAACAGAAACUGUACGACCUCUUCUCAAGGUCAAACUGGAUCCGUUAUCGUCGGCUAACUUGAGAUCUUCUGCAUGAAAAGCAUGUUUGGAUUGGAAUAUAUAAAUGACUUAUUAAACACGUUGUUGUGUAAGACUUUCAGACUUUUAUCAUUGCCUAAGUGUCCAAAAUGUUUUAUUUAUGGUUUAUAUUCAUUCCGAAUAUAGAUGAUGUCCAAAAUAAGACUGACUACCUUUAAUGAAUAUUGUCUCUCAAACAACAGAUUGACUACCUUAAAUUAAUAUUGUGUCAUUAACGUCGAUUUUCAGCAUCACCAAUAUAAUGAUUUAAACGCUAAAAGGUAUAUAAUUACAUUUUCAUGCAUCUAAAAUAUGAUAAAACAUACAAUUUGUGUAAACGCGGCAGGGUAUUGGUAUAGGUAAUAAAUUUUAGGUGUGUUCCUCCGCCUUAAUAGCCAUGAACACUUGCCUUUAUCCAAACUGGUUUUGAUUUUUGGUCAAAUUGGUGAAUAUGAUUAAACGGGCACCUGAUUACAUUUAUAAUCGUCAAAAAAUGGAUCCAUAUGUACUCAAAAGAGAGAGGAAAUAUUUAUAUCGGCAUUAAUUUACAUCCUACAUAAAGGUUGGAAAUAAAAUCAUAUAAUGAAAACCUU